GAUCCAGAAGUAGUGAAAAUUGCAGAGAAGCCCUCCCAGGCCGGUCUGUGGAACACGUGAUCAGGCGUCAACUAAAGAACCACAGGCUGAAAGUAGUAUCGCCAACUUCGGACAGAUAAGCAGCGGAGGCGCGCAGUGAAGGAUCAUGUCCCCUGCUCCAAAAGAUGUGUUGGGCUACAAACCCCCGGAUGGGGGUUGGGGUUGGAUGGUGGUGUUCGGGGCCCAUAUUUCCAUUGGAUUUGCUUACUCAACACCCAAAGCCCUUUCCAUUUUCUUCAAGGAGAUCCAAAUGGACUUAGGGGCCAGCUACAGUGAAAUAGCCUGGAUUUCCUCCAUCAUGUUAGCAGUCAUGUAUGCAGGAGGACCAGUGAGCAGUGUGUUGGUCACUCGCUUUGGAAGCCGACCAAUAGUCAUGACAGGCGGAUUGAUGUGCGGAGUUUCUAUGGCAACUGCUUCUUUUGGGAGCUCCAUCAUUUAUCUCUACUUUUGUAUUGGUAUCAUUGGAGGUUGUGGACUCUCCUUAAACCUGAAUGCAUCUCUCACCAUCAUCAGCAAAUAUUUUCUAGUCAAGCGUCCUCUAGCCAAUGGACUGGCCAUGGCUGGGAGUCCAGUGUUUCUCUGUUUCCUGGCCCCUGUUAACCAAUAUCUACUGGCUAGAUUUGGUUGGAGAGGAAGUCUGCUUAUCCUUGGAGGUAUGAUGCUCAACUGUUGUGUUGCUGGGGCCCUGAUGAGGCCUGUUACUCCACCUGAUAAGUGGACUGCUUUUGCUCCGCAGACAAAAGUGGAACAACCAAAUGAGCAUAACACGAAGAUAAAACGAAACUUUGGGAGGAACGCAAAGAAGUUCUUGGAUUUGUCUUUUUUUAAAGACAGAGGAUUUGUCAUUUACCUCAUAGGAAAUGUGAUGUUCAUCUUUGGUGCCUAUGCGCCCAUUGUGUUCCUCUCAGCGUAUGCCAUUAACCAAGGCGUAGAGAAGUAUUCUGCGGCCUAUCUCCUCUCUAUUAUGGGCUUUGUUGACAUGUUUAUUCGACCUGCAACCGGCUUGAUUGCCAACAGCAAGUGGAUUAGGCCCAGAAUCCAGUACUUCUUCAGCUUUGCCAUGGUUUUCAAUGGUACAUGCCACUUACUGUGUCCUCUGAUCAAGAGCUACGCCUUCCUGGUGGUCUAUGCUGCAUUUUUCGGCAUAGGUUUUGGCAUGGUUUUCGCCCUAAUAUUCGAAUGCCUCAUGGACCUGAUGGGAAGUCAGCGCUUCCCCAGUGCUGUUGGACUGGUCACCAUUGUGGAGUGCUUCCCCAUGCUGCUGGGACCACCUGCUGCAGGGUUACUAGUGGACGUCUUCGGUGACUACAAGUACCUUUUCUUCAUGUGUGGCUCAGUGAUCGUGACUGGUGGCCUCUUUCUCUUUGUCAUGAACAUCUACAACUACCACAUGCUGGAUAAGGAGAAGGCAGCAAAAAACAACGAGCAGGGCCAAAAAGACACAGAGAACCAGGACCAGGCCAAAACCUCGGAGGUAGAAAUGGAACAAACUGAGAGGAAUGGAGCCCAGCAAGAUGUGGAGAACGCAGAAACAGUUGAAAUAUGACUGGUCUAUUUAGCAUGAAUGUUAUGGGAACUAACUUGUAGGUGUGUUUGUGGAUGUUAAUGCAGUGUAUUUGUAGCUUGGUGCUUACAGUCAUUUUUAAUUCAGUGUUUUUUCCUUUCAGUUAGCAAUCAUUUUUAUAUUUAAUUAAAGGUAGAGUCAGCAAUACUAAUUCUGCAUGUGUGUAUUCAAGCUCAGAACAGGACAAGAUGAAGGUGAUGAGGAGAUGGAAGGAGAUGGGAUAAUGGGAGUGAAACAGUCUCUGUUCAGAUUGGCAGACUUCACCUUUAUUGUCAAGUCAUCUAACCAGCAAAAACACUCUGCAGCCAUACUAGCUUUUUUGUAGCUUUUGUCUUGUUAACAUGCUGACAAUAACUAUUCUAAACAUGCAGAUGUUUAAGAGGAAUAUAUAUAUAUAUAUAUAUAUAUAAUAUAU
This is a messenger RNA of Amphiprion ocellaris (clown anemonefish), 2018 nucleotides long. Its product is annotated as monocarboxylate transporter 2-like. The record is from RefSeq and is a predicted model, not a curated record. The transcript is spliced from 5 exons. Gene Ontology annotation, biological process: monocarboxylic acid transport; transmembrane transport. Gene Ontology annotation, cellular component: membrane. The coding region runs from base 146 to 1585 and encodes 479 amino acids. Gene Ontology annotation, molecular function: monocarboxylic acid transmembrane transporter activity. Lineage: Eukaryota; Metazoa; Chordata; Actinopteri; Pomacentridae.